AUGACAGCUACAUCAAAACCACAAGGCACUAAAUCUAUAAAAUACGUAACUACUCAGUCAUUCGUUGAAUCGUCCUUUUUUACUAGGUUGUCACAAUUGAAAUUGGAUCAAUUCAAGCUAGAUUCCUCGCGUGUUGCCGUCAAAGGAUUCAUUACCAAUCCUACAAAAUUGAACAAAUUUAAUGAUGUUCCUAUACUAAAUUUUGAUCAAGAUAGUUUUGAAUCAACUAAAGAUAGUCUGAAGGUCUAUAUAUCUGGUGAACUUUUGAAUGUAAAUACAAUUGAAGAGUUCAAAUCUUUAGACAAACCCGGCUUACUAAAUUCGUGGGGUCAAGAAAUGUAUCAAGAUAUAAUCCAUUCAGAAGUGUUGGAUUACAGGAAGUUUAAUAAAUUUCAUAUGUUAAGUUUUUCUGAUUUGAAGAAGUACAAAUUUUAUUAUUGGCUUGCUUAUCCGAUUUUGAGCAAUACUUGGUCACUUAACAACGCCGAGCUAGAAGUUGAUCCUGGGGUGAUUCGACUAAUUGAAUCAGAUUUGGAAAAUGGAUUUCACCAGUUUUAUCAAUUAUAUGAUGGGAAGUUGCACAAGAGAAUCGAUAUUGAUAAAGAUCACACGUUUGUUUUUAUUGAUUUGUGUUUGAAUAGAGAAAAGAGAUCUUCCAAUCAGGUUAAAAAUUACUUGUAUUAUCUUGCUUAUAAAGGAGUGAAGGAAAUAAGUCUAAUCACUUACCGUCGUAAUGGAACGUCAGUAAAAGAAUCAUUAUCUUUAGAUUCAUAUUCCGAUCCUCCAAAGUUUUCUGGGUGGGAACGAACAAGCCAAGGUAAGUUAAGUCCGAAACUUGCAGAUUUGGGCUCUUUAAUUGAUCCAAUGCAACUAGCAGAGCAAGCAGUAGAAUUGAAUUUGAAAUUAAUGAAAUGGAGGAUUGCUCCAGAUAUUGAUCUCGAUAUUAUCAAAGAACAAAGAGUUUUGCUUCUUGGUGCUGGGACGUUGGGAAGUUAUGUUGCUCGAGCAUUAAUGGGAUGGGGUGUUCGUAGAAUAACAUUCGUUGACAAUGGACGAAUUUCUUACUCAAAUCCGGUGCGACAACCGUUAUUCAAUUUUGAGGAUUGUUUCAGUGAUAACGGACAGGGUGAGAUUAAGGCUCUUAAGGCUGCCGAAAACAUGAAAAAGAUAUUUCCUGGUGUUGAUACAGUGGGCUACAAUCUUGAAGUCCCCAUGAUUGGACAUCCAGUAACAGAUGAACCAAAACAAAAACAAAAUUAUGAAACCUUGUGUAAACUCUUUGACGAGAACGAUGUGGUAUUCUUGUUGAUGGACUCACGAGAAUCAAGAUGGUUACCUACCCUAUUAGGAGCAGUUAAGGAUAAAAUCGUGAUCAAUGCUGCGUUGGGGUUUGACAGCUUUCUUGUGAUGAGACACGGAAGUCUUAAACAACUGGAACGACUUGGUUGUUAUUAUUGUAAUGAUGUUGUGGCACCUAAUGAUAGCUUAUCUGAUCGUACAUUAGAUCAAAUGUGUACUGUGACAAGACCAGGUGGCGCAUUAAUGGCAUCUUCGUUGGCAGUUGAGUUGCUAGUUUCAAUUUUACAACAUCCGGAGAAGAAUAUUGCUCCACAUGAGUCCCAAACAAAAUUUGGUAAAGUACCACAUCAAAUUAGAGGGUUUUUACACAAUUUUGAACAAACUAAAUUGUAUGCACCGAAUUAUUCACAUUGUUCUGCGUGUUCAACAGCAGUAAUUGAUGCUUACAAAGAAGGGGGGUGGCUGUUUGUCAAACAAUGUUUAGACAGUUCUCAAUAUUUAGAGGAUAUAUGUGGUUUGACGAAAGUACAAGAAGAAGCCGAAUUGGCAACCAAACAGUUGAUUGAAGAUAUGUCUCUUGAAGAUGACGAGGAUGCGGAGUGGCUAGAUUAA
This is a messenger RNA of Candida tropicalis MYA-3404, 1911 nucleotides long. It is a transcript of the gene APG7, whose product is annotated as Apg7p. Gene Ontology annotation, cellular component: phagophore assembly site; cytoplasm. Lineage: Eukaryota; Fungi; Ascomycota; Pichiomycetes; Serinales; Debaryomycetaceae. Gene Ontology annotation, biological process: protein modification by small protein conjugation; piecemeal microautophagy of the nucleus; autophagosome assembly. Bases 1 to 1911 code for a protein of 636 amino acids. Gene Ontology annotation, molecular function: Atg12 activating enzyme activity; Atg8 activating enzyme activity. The transcript has a single exon. The record is from RefSeq and is a predicted model, not a curated record.